This is a messenger RNA of Lasiosphaeria miniovina, 2823 nucleotides long. Its product is annotated as autophagy-related protein 13-domain-containing protein. The coding region runs from base 1 to 2823 and encodes 940 amino acids. The record is from RefSeq and is a predicted model, not a curated record. Gene Ontology annotation, biological process: autophagosome assembly; protein localization to phagophore assembly site; piecemeal microautophagy of the nucleus. Gene Ontology annotation, cellular component: Atg1/ULK1 kinase complex; cytosol; phagophore assembly site. NCBI's taxonomy places the organism in Eukaryota, Fungi, Ascomycota, Sordariomycetes, Sordariales, Lasiosphaeriaceae. The transcript is spliced from 3 exons.
AUGCAUCAACAAUCUCGUCACCCCGCGAGGGUCUCCUCCCCCGCAUCCUCUCCACAGACAAACCCCACACGAACCAACAACCAGAGAGACGCCGUGGGCUCGGCCAGUCGAGUCCGCGCCGACUCCGAGCUAGGCGCCCAGGUCGCCUCCGCCGCUCCCGACAGCGGCGAUGGUUCUGACACCGGUCCCAGCAAGGAGUCCAUCAAGAAGCUGGACCAGAUCAUACAGAAUUUCUACUACAAGGCGGCCGUGCUUAUCCUACAGUCGCGACUGAACCUAACCCCAGACGGCGGGAAGAAUGCCGGGAGGCCGAACAAAUGGGUAAGGAUAGCCCCUGACAGUCCUCUGAAAACAGGAACCUUCCAAAUAGAUACCGACGAUAUCAGCGAAUUCAGGGACGAGCUCCGCGUCUACAAGACAUCGGGCAGCUUCGAAAACCGGCCCCCGCCCAUGAUCAUCGAGACGUAUCUUGAUGCCUCACGUCUUUCUAACAACCAGAGCUUGGUGGUGGUCGAUGAGUACGGCAAGAGGUGGGAUGUUCUAGAGGCCCUGAACUCGUCUGAGUCAUCGAGCGAUGACGGCUCCAAGAGGAAGCCGCGACAGCAACAGAAGCGGAAUACCGAGAUCAUCCUCGAGAGAUGGCGGAUCGAGCUCAAGUGCAUACCGUCCGACCAAGACGAGUUCGGGCCCAGUUUGCCGACGAUAUACAAGCGGAGUAUCGUCUUCUUCAGGUCGCUAUUCGUGGCGACGCGCAUUAUGCCAUGCUGGAAGUAUUCGCAACAAGCUCUGGCCAAGAGCAUCCACCCGGCACUGGAGGUAAAGUGCCGCGUUCUGAUGGCCGAGCCUGAACACCCGGGCUUUGACCCCCUACGCCAGCCUUUUUAUGACGGUAGGGACGUUGUAACCGAUUACGUGUUUGGGGACCUCGAAGUGCCCGUCGGCCGGUUUUAUGCAUCGGUGACAUACCGCAACGACUGCAAUUUCCGAGUCGAUGACGCCGAGUCACUCCUAAGCUCGCGCUUUAUGGGCGUUGAUGAGAAUUUCUUCAAGCCGUCCAUUUCACAACGCCGGGACCACCAGCGGUCGGAUUCGUAUGCCGAGGUCGGCUCCUUACCAGCCAACCGCCACGGCCGUGGCGCACAGGAGCCCCUUCAGACGUACGGCAGCCUAUCAACUUUCCACGGCGCGGGAGCUCUGGGGACAAGCCCGAUCUCUGCCCUCAAGGCAGUGCGUCCCAUUGGGUCGGAUACCAGCUCCCCUACAGGAUCUCAGGCGGCAAGCCUAGAGCAGACUGAUCCGCCGAAUUCCUUGCCGAUCCGUCGGCCGUCUCUCCGAAGUCACGAUGGCUCAGGCAGGCGUCAAUCGGUUUCAUUCCAUCCGUUCAAGGCUGGCUCUCUCUCGGGGUCUCCAAGGGUUCCGGACCUUGAUCAACCUCCAUCACCCCAGUCACUAACUCGUCCAUCGACUCUAAGCAGCUUUACUCAUGGCAGAACCCGGUCAUCGCUCACCGCCGGGAUGGCGGCAUCACUGCGCGGCGGCCCCGCGGCCGUCCCGAUAGAUGUGCCACCUGUUUCCGCAUCACCAAGGCCAACCAGCCGCUAUAGCAGUAGUUUCACGCACCGUAGGAGCCGGCCUUCCUUCGGAGGACAUAGCAAGGGUGACGACGACCAGGGGAGCAGCGGGAAGCAGAGUCUUUCCUCGUCAGCCCAGCCUGGCUCGGGAUUGCUUGCUGAAGCCGGAGGCGCGGCCAGUUCGGGCUCAUUUGCGACAGACGAUGAUAAUAUCUCGGAAUUUCUCAAAGUGCUGGAGAGCCGGAAGAUGCUCCAGAGCUUCGAACCCAACAAGAAGGGAGAAUCCUCGGCAGCCAAACGCACCGCCGCUCAGCUCUCAAAGUUUCAGCUGAUGCGAGAGUCAAACAAUGUGCUCACCGAGUCCAUGACCUCGUCCAUGCACCUGCAUCGAUCGUCGAGCUCGUCAAGCCGGCAACUUACCAAUGUUCCCAGCAUGAUGAACCCCGCCUCUAUAUCGGCGGGGUCCUCUCCCGGCAAACCCCUCUCACCGCAUACACCCCACACACCGGCAAUCCCAUCCCGGCUCAGCGAGAAUUCCAUCAUCGAUUAUCAAGGCGGAGUCCCGCCUACACGUCGUCAACCAAGGAACCCUGCCGUUAUCUCCACGGAGGAAGAGGGAGACGACGAGACCCCGGUCAGUCAGGAGGGAGCUAUCGACAUCCCGCUGUCGCCCAGGCUGCUCCACACUACCAACAACAACCGGCGGGCGAGCUCCGUGGCGCAACAGGACCGUGCCCUAACCGGGGAGGACGACUCCGAUAUUGUGCAGCGAAGCAUCAGUCUAGGGGCAGAGGAUCGCGAGGCGCCGACCAUGAGCACGCUUCUCGCUUUCCAGAGAGGUUCUGGAGACAACUCGAGCGAAUCGCUAAGUCUGCAGCCUGCGGCCGACAUCCGAGCCUCGGGGCCCUCGUCUCCGCUGGCUGAGCGGGACGGCAAGGGUGGUCCUUCCUCGCCCGGUCUACUUUCCGGAACCCCUUACCGAACACGGUAUACACCCCGUGGCCGGCCCACGCCGCCGCAAUCUUCACGCGGUUCCUUUUCCGGCGGGCGAUAUAGCCGGCCCUCAGGCGAGGAGGGCGCCGACGACGAGCCGCUCUUGUUUGCCAUGUCUGAGCUCGAACGGCCCUCGAGACGCAGCCUGGAAGAGGCCCGUGGUGGCGGCAAUGUUGGCGGUGGCGGUGGCUCGUCGGGACACUCUGAGAGAAAUCCUAACGCUUUCGAGGCGAGAGGAACAUCGCGGCGGGGCUGGUAG